Molecule: messenger RNA, 669 nt
Organism: Parnassius apollo (apollo)
Lineage: Eukaryota; Metazoa; Arthropoda; Insecta; Lepidoptera; Papilionidae
Source: the annotation of a GenBank genome assembly
AUGGAACACAAUAUCACAAUCGCUGAGACAACAGAUUCAGAAAAAGGAACAGGAAAUAAGGAAAAAGAAAUCUACAGAUGGAAAAAUACUAAUCAAACAAACUGGAAAAGAAAUAAAGAGUUGGAGAAGAAACGAAAAUGUUUGCCAUAUAAGAGUAAAACUGGAAAGUUUCUUGCAGCUAAACUACCUAAAAGUCCUAAAUGCAGCCAAAAUUGUCGCCAGAAAUGUACAGAAAAGUUUACACAAAACGAGCGUGAGAAACUUUGCAAAUCCUAUUGGUCUAUACAAGAUUUUAAGCUGCAAAAAGAGUUUUUGCUUAAGCGCAUCAUCAUUAAGCCAGUGCAGACUACAAGAAUAUCUGUACCGAUCGAAAAACAAAGAAGUUCUAGCAGAGAAUACGGUUUCUAUAAAAAUAAGACUGUAUUUGAACGAGUAUGCAAGAACUAUUUUAUGUCCACUCUUUGCAUUUCUACUGGUCCAAUCGAAACUGCAGUAAAACAUGUGGAUGAUCACGGUGUAUUUACAAAAAUGGAUAAUCGUGGCAGACAAGCGCCUGCAAACAAAACUCCUGGAGAACAGAUACAAGAGGUAAAAGAUCACAUUGAAAGAAUGAUUCCCAUUACUAGAAAAACAGUACAACCUACCUGUCAAUACAUGAGAUUUUAUUAG